AACUACUUCCGGCGGGGUGACCUUGGUUGGAGACGCCAACAUGGCGGCGGUCGUCAGGCUGAGUGCGCUGUGCAGGCGCGGCCUUCAAUCACCAUUCUUAUGCAAGUCAUUGGUGGCUGGGCCUCUUAUUGCUUCAAGAAAGACCCAGGAAUCCCAUGUGCUACUCUUAUCUCGGAUUCACACAUCUCCUUGCCAUUUUGCUGGUUCCAAAGCUGCUUCUGCACACUGGACGAGUGAACGGAUAGUGAGUGUCGCCUUACUUGGCCUUUUCCCUGCUGCCUACAUCUACCCAGGAUCUGUCAUGGAUUACUCACUGGCUGCAGCAAUCACUCUCCAUGGUCACUGGGGCCUUGGGCAAAUAGUCACAGAUUACGUACACGGAGAGGCAAAAGUGAAGCUGGCCAGGAUAGGCCUCCAGAUAUUGUCAGCUGUCACUUUCGCCGGUCUAUGCUACUUCAAUUAUCAUGAUGUGGGGAUUUGUAAAGCUGUGGCAAUGCUUUGGAGCCUCUGAUAAAUAAUGACACUGUCCGUUCCACUAAACAACUUCUGGGGUUGCUCUCAUUUAAUAAGGAAAAUAGACAAAUCACAACAAUGAUUUCUUUAAGAAGCUCUGACAAAAGGGACACUUAUUUUGGAAUGUAAUUUUGCAGCCAUGUUUACAUUGAUCAUAACUGUUGCCUUAUGCCAUCCAGUCAUAACGUCAGUCUUUCGAAUGACACGUGUGGUUUACUUUUGUUCCCCUUCCCACCAUGCAUAUUUUUAUAUUAGUCAUGACCAGAGAUGGGGCUUGCUUUACGCAGUGGUCAAAAUCUGAAACCAUGUACAAAACUACAGAUAAAUUAUUAUAUAGUUUGUGCUUUACAUUUUCUACAGCGGAGUAACGGGCCAUUUUAUUCAAUAGUUUUUGUGUCUGCUCAUGCUUGUCCAGAACCUCGUCUUUACCUCACCUGGUUUAGCAUAUUCAUUUAUUCCUCCUCAUUAGUUUCUCUUCUUAAAUGGAUCAGAACUAAUCAUCAGAAUUGCACAAUGCACAAUGAAAUUUCAGGCUCGUCAUUCUCUGAGUAAUAAAAGUUAUGUAAUUAUUGGGUU
Molecule: messenger RNA, 1089 nt
Organism: Leucoraja erinaceus (little skate)
Lineage: Eukaryota; Metazoa; Chordata; Chondrichthyes; Rajiformes; Rajidae
Gene: sdhdb
Product: succinate dehydrogenase complex, subunit D, integral membrane protein b
Exons: 4
Coding region: 41-511 (156 amino acids)
Biological process (GO): tricarboxylic acid cycle; mitochondrial electron transport, succinate to ubiquinone
Cellular component (GO): membrane; mitochondrial envelope
Molecular function (GO): ubiquinone binding; heme binding
Source: RefSeq, a predicted model, not a curated record